Molecule: messenger RNA, 1497 nt
Organism: Drechmeria coniospora
Lineage: Eukaryota; Fungi; Ascomycota; Sordariomycetes; Hypocreales; Ophiocordycipitaceae
Product: UDP-N-acetylglucosamine pyrophosphorylase
Exons: 2
Coding region: 1-1497 (498 amino acids)
Biological process (GO): UDP-N-acetylglucosamine biosynthetic process
Molecular function (GO): UDP-N-acetylglucosamine diphosphorylase activity
Source: RefSeq, a predicted model, not a curated record
AUGGACAAGGUCAAGCAAGUCUUGAACAUGGGCUCCGACGGCUCCUCGGCGACCCUACCCGAACCCUCUCCCGAGCUGUUGUCCGAGCUCAAGAACAAAUACAGCAACGCUGGCCAGGGCCAUGUCUUCACCUUUUACGAAUCCCUCGAUGGCCAGGCCAAGGCCGCCCUCUUCGACCAGCUUUCGGCCAUCGACCCGUCUCGCAUCAACGACAUCACCAAGAAGGCCCUCGCCCCGGUCGCGGCCGAACAGGCGUCCGCCAAGCUGGAGCCCCUGCCGGACUCGGCGACGGCUAGCAUGCUCGACUCCGGUGCCCAAGACAUCGACAAGUGGUACAAGUCCGGCCUCGAGCUGAUUUCCCGCAACAAGGUCGCCGUCGUCCUCAUGGCCGGCGGCCAGGGCACCCGUCUCGGCAGCUCCGAUCCCAAGGGCUGCUACGACAUUGGCCUGCCCUCGCACAAGUCGCUCUUCCAGAUCCAAGCGGAGCGCAUCCGCAAGAUCCAGGAGCUCGCCGGCCGCGGCGCCGUCGUGCCGUGGUACGUCAUGACGAGCGGCCCGACCCGCCAACCGACGCAAAAGUUCUUCGAGGGCCACAAGUACUUUGGCCUCGACGCCGCCAACGUCAAGAUCUUCGAGCAGGGCGUGCUGCCCUGCAUCUCAAACGAGGGCAAGAUCCUGCUCGAGAGCAAGGCCAAGGUGGCCGUCGCCCCGGACGGCAACGGCGGCAUCUACCAGGCUCUCGUCCACUCGGGCGUCCUCGACGAUAUGCGCGAGCGCGGCAUCCAGCACAUCCACGCCUACUGCGUCGACAACUGCCUCGUCAAGGUGGCCGACCCCGCCUUCAUCGGCUUCUCCGCCUCGCUCGACGUCGACAUUGCCACAAAGGUCGUCCGCAAGCGCAGCGCCACCGAGUCCGUCGGCCUCAUCCUGACCAAGAACGGCAAGCCCGACGUGGUCGAGUACUCGGAGAUCGACAAGGCCACGGCAGAGGCCCAGGAUCCCAAGCAACCCGGCGUGCUCAAGUUUCGCGCCGCCAACAUCGUCAACCACUACUAUUCCUUCCGCUUCCUCGAGUCCAUCCCCCAGUGGGCCCACAAGCUGCCGCACCACGUGGCCCGCAAGAAGAUCCCGACCAUCGACCUCAAGUCCGGCGAGACCAUCAAGCCCGAGACGCCCAACGGCAUCAAGCUGGAGCAGUUCGUCUUCGAUGUCUUCCCCAUGCUUCCCUUGAACAAGUUUGCCUGCAUGGAGGUCCGCCGCCAGGACGAGUUCUCGCCCCUGAAGAAUGCACGCGGCAAGGGCGAGGACGAUGCCGACACGAGCAAGCACGACAUUAUGUCUCAAGGACAGCGCUGGGUGGAGGAGGCCGGCGCGACCGUCACCGCCGACGGCGGUGUCGAGGUGUCUCCUCUCAUCAGCUACGGCGGCGAGGGUCUCGAGAAGUUGAAGGGCAAAGUGAUUGCCGCCCCGGCCGUGUUGGAGAUGGACGGAAAGUGA